Messenger RNA from Arvicanthis niloticus (Nile rat), 2406 nucleotides. It is a transcript of the gene Zdhhc24, whose product is annotated as zDHHC palmitoyltransferase 24. The record is from RefSeq and is a predicted model, not a curated record. Gene Ontology annotation, biological process: protein targeting to membrane; peptidyl-L-cysteine S-palmitoylation. Gene Ontology annotation, molecular function: protein-cysteine S-palmitoyltransferase activity. Gene Ontology annotation, cellular component: Golgi apparatus; endoplasmic reticulum. Lineage: Eukaryota; Metazoa; Chordata; Mammalia; Rodentia; Muridae.
AGUGGGAUCUCAGCGAUCCGAAAGCCGGUGGGUCGGACCAUGGGGGAGCCAUGGGCAGCUCGGGGCGCAGAAGGAGCGCCCACGCGGAUGCCACUGGUGCUCACCGCACUGUGGGUCGCCGUCGUGGUCCUGGAGCUGGCCUACGUGAUGGUGCUGGGGCCUGGGCCACCCCCUCUGGGACCACUGGCCCGGGCCUUGCAACUGGCGCUGGCUGCUUAUCAGCUGCUUAAUCUGCUGGGCAACGUGGGGCUCUUCCUGCGCUCGGAUCCCAGCAUUCGGGGGGUGAUGCUGGCUGGCCGCGGCCUGGGCCAGGGCUGGGCUUACUGUUACCAGUGCCAAAGCCAGGUGCCACCACGUAGUGGGCACUGCUCUGCCUGCCGUGUGUGUAUCCUACGUCGUGACCAUCACUGUCGCCUAUUGGGCCGGUGCGUGGGCUUCCAUAACUACCGGCCCUUCCUGUGCCUCCUGCUUCAUGCUGCUGGUGUCCUGCUCCAUAUCUCAGUGCUGCUAAGCCCUGCCCUGUCAGCCUUGCUGCAGGCCCACUCAGCCCUCUACACGGUGGCUCUCCUGCUGUUGCCUUGGCUCAUGCUACUCACAGGCAAAGUGUCUCUGGCCCAGUUCGUCCUGGCAUUUGUGGUGGACACAUGUGUGGCAGGCGCACUGCUGUGUGCUGCUGGGCUGCUCUUCCAUGGGAUGCUGCUGCUUCGGGGCCAGACCACCUGGGAGUGGGCUCGGGGUCGUCACUCCUAUGACCUGGGCACCUGCCACAACCUGCAGGCAGCCCUGGGGCCUCGCUGGGCCCUAGUCUGGUUCUGGCCUUUUCUAGCCUCUCCUUUGCCUGGAGAUGGGAUCACUUUCCAGACUCCAACUGAUGUGGGUCUUGUGACUUCCUGAAUCCAGGUAGAGCCAGAACUGAACAGGGCAGAAGGGAGCAGAGGAAUGAACUGAGAACUUGUUUUGAGUUUCCUGCCAGCCACAGGAGGGAGGCCAGAUUGCCCCUUCAUGUGUAGUGGGCAGCUCCAGCUCCUUUGCACCUGCCCAGCGUGGGCUCUUCCAUCUCUAUAGUUGGCCCUUUUGCCAGAGGAGGGUCUGGCAAGAGGGCUACUUGGCCCGACUGCUCUUCUAUAGGCUAGUAAAUGCCCACCUGUUCUUGGCCUCGCCCAUCUUUGCUGGGUUUCUAUCCCCCACUUUGUUGUUUUGGCUGUUUUCCAGUUCCCACGUCUGGCCUGGAGACUAUAGAAGGUCUGAGUGCCCAAUGGGCCAGGGCUCUGCCUCCUCUGGCUCUGGCAGGGUGUGGUGGGAUCCAGGAAGGGAGAAUCCUCACAUGCUCUGGAGAGUAGCACUCCAUAGAAACACGUCUGCAGCAGCAGUUGGAGGAAGCUCUUGUAGCUCACCUGAAUGUGGGGCCACAGUUAGGGUCUUUGUUCUGGAAGAAACAGAAAAGCCCUGCUAGACCAUAGGACAAGAUUGUGGGAUAGAAAUGUAGACCUUACUGGCCUCAAACUCAAGGAAAUCCACCGGCUUCUCCUUUCUGAGUGCUGGGAUUAAAGACAUUUGCCACCAUGACUGGCCUAAGAGGUUACAUUUGAAUCCAGGUCUUUGAAUCUGCUUUACUUUUGCACAGCUUAAGUGAGAAAGGGAACAUCAGGGCCAAAAUAACUAGCUUCCACACGUUCCAGAGUUUGUGAAGGGUGAUUUUAAUGUGUGUGUGUGUGUGUGUGUGUGUGUGUGUGUGUGUGUGCGCAAGAGGAGAGAGAAAGAGAGAGAGAGAGAGAGAGAGAGAGAGAGAGAGAGAGAGAGAGAGAGAAUGGUUGUGUGCAUGUAUGGGCAUGUAUAUAUGGGUGCCCAUGGUGACCAGAAGAGUGCAUAUUGAGAUGUGUCCAAAUUACUGCAUGUAGUGGUUUGGUACUCUUUUUCUCUUCCGCAUGGAGAGCUGAAUAUACCAUAACCAAACAUUUCCUAUUUUCUUCCACUGGUCAUUUUUCUACCUGCCCCCCAUUCCAUGCACACUCCCCCCACUUAGUAGGAAUCUCCCCCUAGGAGCCCUUGCUCUUCCAUACCCAUCUGAGAAUCAGCUCUUCAGAUUUCACCAAUGAAAGCCCACCUUGAAAUAUUAAGUGGAACCCAAUGGACUGUGUGUUAUCUUGGAAAAAAUCAGCAUUUAUGUUGAGAUUCAACUUUUCAGGCCAUGAACAUGGUUUAUCUUCUCAAUGAAUAUUUUUAUUUUUUGAGACAGGGUCUCACUUUGUAGCUUUGUAGCUAUGGUUAGCCUAGAAAUUACUAUUUAAACCAGGCUAAACUCAAACUCAGAGAUUUACCUGCCUCUGCCUCCCAAGCGCUGGGAUUAAAAGUGUGCACCACCAUGCCAGCUUUAAAUAUUUUCAAUAAAGCUUUUUUUUUUCUGAC